UGGGGAAGAAAUGCACUGAGAGCACUGCUGGCUUCCUAUGGCCACAGCCCCAGCUCACUUCCUUCUUUGGGCUCUGGGACGUCACUCUCCGUGAAACUGGGGACUGGGGUGUUGAUAGUAGCAACAAGGUGCAGUGCAUCCAGCAUGGCGCCAGCUCUCACAAUCCUCCUUCUGGGUUGCUGGCUGGCUUCUCAGAGCAGGGUGUGGGGAGAGCAAAAAUACCCCAAACCCUUCAUCUCUGUGAUCCCCAGCCAAGUGGUGUUUCUUGGGGGAGAAAUCACCAUCCUCUGUGAAGGUUUACACCAUGACGUGAAGUUCUAUCUGUACAAAGAUGGACGUACACCCUGGUCACAGCAGGAAGUACGUGGGAGGAACGUGUCUGAAUUUCCAAUCAUCAACAUGAGCCAGGAAGACGGAGGAAGCUACACCUGUGACUAUCACCCCAUAACAGCUGAGAACCACUGAUCGCAUCUCAGUGACCCUGUGGAGCUGGUAGUAAGAGAGCCCAGCCACCCAAAACCCAGCAUCUCCCUGCGCCCCAGCAGACCGGUGACCCCAGGGGGAGCUGUUACCAUCCAGUGUGGGGGUACACACCUACGGAUGAAGUUCGCUCUGAUCAGAGUGGGAAGCAGUUUCCCACCCCAGGAUGCCAGCGGGUUUCAGGCUGAGUUUGUCAUCCCCAGUGUGAGCACUGAGCACAGCGGGAGCUACAGCUGCUGCUACCACAGCAAAUCUGACCCAUUCACUGUGUCUGAGUCCAGCGACCCUGUGAAGCUGGUGGUAAGAGAUCGCAGCUAUCCCAGACCCAGAAUUUCUCUCAGCUCCAGUUGGCCAAAUGCUCUGGGGCAAGAUGUCACCAUCUGCUGUGCCUGUCAGUGUCAGCGCCGGGACCUGAAGUUCUUCCUGCACAAGGCUGGAGCUCAGCAGAUGCUGCAGCCUAUGAAAACUAUGGGGGAAGUGGCUGAGUUCUUCAUCCCCAGCGUGACCUGGGAGCACAGAGGGAGCUACAGCUGCAGCUACCGCCGCCCAGGAGAACUAUAUGUCUUGUCAUAUUCCAGUAACCCUCUGGAUAUUGUAGUAACUGGAGGAACUGAUCAGACUGAGCCUAGAUGGACACUGGCUCCGACAGAUGAAGGGAGCACUGGGACAGACCCACAAAGGAAGAAUCCAACAGUAUUGAUCAUCACGGGGGGCUGCACAGCUGCCUUCCUCCUCCUCCUCCUCCUCGUUUCCUUCCUCUUCUACAAAAAAAUCCAAGCAAGGAAAAGUCAAGUGUCAUCAAAGCACACCAGGCCUGGCAUCUCGGAGGUUGCUCCAGACCCCAUCUACUCCUCUGUGGAUGACAGAGAAGAGCAGCGCACUCUGCCCCAGAUGGACCCCGAUCCCAAUGCUGAUGGCAUCACCUACGCUGAGCUGAACCAUGAGGCACUGAACAAGCAGUGGUACCCCACCCUUGCCAUUGUUGAGCCCAGCCUCUAUGCUGCAGUCAAUGUGAGACCAGGGAUCCAUCAGAGACUGUGGGCAGGAGGAGGCCACAAGGAGGAAGAUUUUACAGUUGAGAGGCUAAAUCUAGCGUAUCCUUCCCAAAACCAGUCACCACGGCGCCGGGUACACUCCAGCCCUGCCUGCUUCUCUGGAGUCACCAGCACCAUGGGUCCCACUCCAGCCUUUCUUGUUCUUCUUGGUGCCAUGUGGACCUGUCUCCUAUCAGCUGCUCCUCAGGCCUUUCCAGCACCGUCCAUCUCCCUGAUCCCCAGUGGAAGCAUCAUCCCAGGAACCAACGUGAUCAUCCGCUGCCGGGCAGACCUGUCAGGCAUGCGGUUUCUACUGUAUAAGGUUGGGGUGCUGAAUGCCCUGAGGCACGUGGAGCCGGCUGGGAAUAAGGGUGAGUUCCCCAUUACCAACGCCAGGCAGGAGGACAGCGGUAACUACACCUGCCGCUACCAGACCCUAGAUGAGCCACCCAAAUGGUCAUACCACAGCAACCCUGUGGAGCUGGUGGUGAAAGGUGAGAUACUGUGUUCUCUUGAUAUGCAGUUCACUAACGGUGCUCUUCCUUCCACACUGCCGGACCGGAACCUGUGGCCACUUCUACCUGCAUCACCCCUGGGAAGCAAUGCCAGCACUGGGUGUGUCACCAGCCACCAAACCCUAGGGGAUGGGCAAAGGGAAAGACCCAGGUUACAACUGCCCCUAGUGAGGGGGAGGCUGGGAAGUGGGGUUUUGUAUGAUGUUUCAUUCUCUCUCUCUCUUUCUCUCUCUCUCUCUCUCUCUCUCCCUCUCUCCUGGACAGAAGUCUUCCCAGCACCAACCAUCUCCCUGAGCCCCAGCAGGAACAUCACCCCAGGAGCCAAUGUGAUCAUCCACUGCCAGGCAAACCUAACAGGCAUGCGGUUUCUGUUGUACAAGGCUGGGGUGCUGGGUGCCCUGCGGCACACAGAGCCAGCUGGGAACAAAGGCGAGUUCCCCAUCACCAAUGCCCGGCGGGAGGACAGUGGUAACUACACCUGCUGCUACCAGACCCAGAAUGAGCCACCCAGCUGGUCAUACUACAGCAACCCCGUGGAGCUGCUGGUGAGAGGGGUUCCUCCGAAGCUAGAUUACACCCUGGGCAACAUCAUCCGCCUGGGCCUGGGCGCCGGGGUCCUGCUCCUCCUAGCACUGAUCAUAGCUGAGACCAUGUGCAGGUGGAGGAGGGGAGGGCUCUGUGCUCCAUGAGCAUGGGACUCCCCCAUGUUGUCCCAAGGAUUCCUUUUAUCUGAGACCCCCAAGGAUUGACACGGCCCCUCAUCUGAUUUGGUAUCAAGUGAACUCUAUUUAGUAGCCCCUAGGCUCAUUACAAGUAUUCUUCCUUGAAAUAGGACCUGGCAAGAGGUUCCUUAGACAUUACAGCAGCAACCUUUGGUGUUACCAGCCUCAGAUCCUUUGCUGGUGUGUGGGAUGUUAGUUCCUGGGUUCCUUGUUACUCAAAGCAAGAAUCCCAAGGAUGCUCCCAACUCCACAGGGUGACAACACAUGCACACACUGUCUCUGU
Messenger RNA from Alligator sinensis (Chinese alligator), 3034 nucleotides. RefSeq names its product immunoglobulin superfamily member 1-like. NCBI's taxonomy places the organism in Eukaryota, Metazoa, Chordata, Crocodylia, Alligatoridae. The record is from RefSeq and is a predicted model, not a curated record. The transcript is spliced from 17 exons.